Lolium rigidum is the source of this 1061-nucleotide messenger RNA. RefSeq lists its product as uncharacterized. The record is from RefSeq and is a predicted model, not a curated record. The coding region runs from base 120 to 1004 and encodes 294 amino acids. NCBI's taxonomy places the organism in Eukaryota, Viridiplantae, Streptophyta, Magnoliopsida, Poales, Poaceae. The transcript is spliced from 7 exons. Gene Ontology annotation, biological process: ceramide metabolic process. Gene Ontology annotation, molecular function: hydrolase activity, acting on carbon-nitrogen (but not peptide) bonds, in linear amides. Gene Ontology annotation, cellular component: membrane.
AUAAAAACAGUUUCUUUUUCCAAGUCAAGCCCGUGGAGCGGACCAACUGCCUGCCUGCAUCGGAGUUUCGUCGGAGAAGAGAGAGGAAGCUUGUCGGCGGCGGCGGGCGCGAGGCGGAGAUGGACGAGGGGAAGAAGAAGUGGGUGGCGUGGGCGGCGGCGGCGGCCAUCUUCGUCGUGCUCAUGCUCGUCACGCCCGCCAUCCCGCAGGACGAGGACUACCACGACUUCGCCGACCAGCGAUCCCUCUUCCUCGGGAUCCCUAACACGCUGAACGUAAUCUCAAACAUCCCUUUCCUCUUUGUCGGCCUCGCCGGGCUCAUCUUGUGCCACUACAAGAACUACUUCAGGCUAUGCUCACAGGGGGAGCUCUGGAGUUGGACGCUCUUCUUCGCUGGUGUCACGGCUGUCGGUGUUGGAUCAACCUACUACCAUCUCAACCCGGACAAUGCCACACUAGUUUGGGACAGAUUGCCGAUGACGAUUGCCUUCACAUCUAUUGUGGCCAUUUUCAUUAUUGAAAGGAUUGAUGUAAGGGCGGGAACAAAGUCCCUGGCACCCCUUGUUAUCGCUGGUGCACUCAGCAUCCUGUACUGGAGCUUCUUUGAUGAUCUUCGCCCAUAUGCAGUAAUUCAGUUUGUUCCAUGCAUUGUAAUACCUGUGAUGGCUAUAGUUAUUCCUCCAAUGUAUACGCAUUCAAGCUACUGGCUGUGGGCAGCAGCGUUUUAUCUACUUGCCAAAGUAGAAGAGGCUGCGGACAAACCUAUCUAUAGGUGGACACAUGAGACUGUUAGUGGCCAUACUCUGAAGCAUCUUUGUGCUGCAAUGGUACCUGUUUUCUUGACUCUCAUGCUAGCAAAAAGGACAAUUGAACCAGAAAGAGUAAGUUUACUCCAGAUGUGGAAGGUCAGUUGGGUUAGUAUGAGAGAGCGUCGUUCCAGCGAUGGCAACACUGUAAAAGUUGAAUACGAUUAUUCUGCAGUUUCAACUACGCCUGAACAGUAGAUAUAUGUAUAUUUCAUGCAUACUUGCGAGGAAUAAAAAUGGUGUCGAUCUGAAUAU